This is a messenger RNA of Laccaria bicolor S238N-H82, 213 nucleotides long. RefSeq lists its product as uncharacterized. Gene Ontology annotation, cellular component: mitochondrial small ribosomal subunit. The record is from RefSeq and is a predicted model, not a curated record. Bases 1 to 213 code for a protein of 70 amino acids. Gene Ontology annotation, molecular function: structural constituent of ribosome. Gene Ontology annotation, biological process: mitochondrial translation. Lineage: Eukaryota; Fungi; Basidiomycota; Agaricomycetes; Agaricales; Hydnangiaceae. The transcript has 3 exons.
AUGAACCCUUCGUUCAAGCCUCCGCCGCCUAUAACGGACAGGCAACGGAGCGAGAUGUAUAAGCUCUUCAUGAGCAAUCCUGACGAGUAUAGCGUCAGGGAACUUUCGCAACGCUAUGGCAUCAGUCUCAAGCGCGUUGAUGCUAUACUACGCCUGAAAGGACUCGAGGAUGCAUGGAGAAAGACAAUCGAUAUCGAUUCUCAUGGUUACUGA